AUGCUUCUGGCAAAUUACGCAUCCGAAUCCGACUCUGAAUCUGAAUCAGAAGUUGAAAGACAAUCGGAGAACAUACCUACCCAAACGAUCAAGACUGCUGCUAAACCUUUACCAAAGAGAAAAGCACCUAUAAAAAUAACUUUGGACGUUCCGAAACCUACCAAAUUGACCGAAGGGGAGAAAAAUGAGGAUAUUGUAGAUGAUGAUGAUGAUGAUGAUGAUGAUAGACCUGAUAAAAAGAAAAAGAAAGGAAUGGGAAGUUUGAAAGGUGCUGGAUCUUCUUCUCUCUUAGCUAUGCUCCCCGCUCCUAAACGUAAAUUACCCCAAGCCACAGGUCGUUCUUCUCUUCUCGUGAACAAAAGUAUGGCAACAAAAACUUCAUCUUCUACACCUAUGAAAUCAGAAGAGUCACGUGGAUUAGUAGGUUCUCAAGUAAAAGAGAUAGGUGAUCAGAAGGGAAAUGUUACUUCUUCCAUAUCGAAGACGGAGGAUAUGAAAGAUGAUUCUUUUGAUUUAUUCGGAUUAGCUCAAUCCACUACCUCCACCUCUUCUUCCAAACCUUCCCUCAAACCAAACUCCAUAACAUCCGCUCCUACCGUUUCAGACUUCGUACCACCCGUUCCCACCGCCUUAGAUCCAUAUCCGGGUUACUAUCAACUCCCUUCUGGUCAAUGGGCAGCAUACGAUCCCGAUUAUUAUUCCUCUUUCUUUCCGUCAUCCUCUGAAGUUGAAGGUAGAGAAAAGGAAAGUGCGAGAACCAGAGGUGAAGAUGGUCGUGUGGGUCGACAUUGGGACGAAUAUGAUAUCUUACAAGAUCAAGUGGUUGAUGUGGACGUUAGUGAAGGUAUACGCAAGGCUAGAGAAGAAGAGGAGAGAAGGAAAUUGAUGGUCAAACCUAAGUUGCCCGGGAACGAUUAUGAUUAUAAGGCCAUCGGACAAACCAAAGGAUUGGCGGCGGAAAGACAUCAACUUACCAGUUUACUCAAUACCGCUUUCACGCAACGAGAAGCAUUGGAAGAACGCAUCGCUCAAAACAAGAAGAGCGCAAGACUGGCAGGGACAAAAUAUGGGUUUUGA
Molecule: messenger RNA, 1077 nt
Organism: Tremella mesenterica DSM 1558
Lineage: Eukaryota; Fungi; Basidiomycota; Tremellomycetes; Tremellales; Tremellaceae
Exons: 5
Coding region: 1-1077 (358 amino acids)
Cellular component (GO): nucleus
Source: RefSeq, a predicted model, not a curated record